AUGUCAGGUCGAAACUUUGAAGACUUAUCUUUGCAAGAGGAGGACGAUGAAGGGGGGUUUUGUUUUGAUGUGGAGGAGGAAAGCUCUGAGGGUGGUGAUUUACGUUUGUGUCUUGUUGGUAGAUUUCUGUGUGAUAAACCGAUUCAUGUUAUGUCUAUGAAGAAGAGAGUGGCGGAUAUGUGGCGUCCGGUGAAGGGGGUUAUUAUCAAGAAAGCUUCGGAAGGGUUAUUCUUGUUUCAAUUUUCUCAUAAACUAGAUAUGGAGGCGGCGUUGAAAGGAGGACCGUGGACUUUCGGUAGUCAUCGGUUGAUCAUAGAGAGAGUUCAAAUCGGUAUUCAGAUUGAAAAUAUCCCUUUGUUCCAUGUUGAAUUUUGGGUUCAGGUUCAUAAUCUACCUGCAGGUCUAAUGUUGGAGAAAGUCGGUAAAGCUAUGGCGAAUUUUAUUGGUACGUUUGUUGAAUAUGAUAAAAAUAACAAUUAUAGUUUCUGGAGACAGUAUAUGCGACUGAGAGUGAAAGUAGACGUCCGUCAACCUUUAAAGAAAAAUACCAAAGUGAAAAAUAAAGGCGGAGAUUGGUGCACGGUUAACUUUAAGUAUGAGAAUCUGGGACUUUUCUGUUUUGUAUGUGGCAUUUUGGGUCAUUCAGAACAGAAGUGUGAAAUUCGGUUUGCUAUGGAAGAAGAUAAUGGAUUGAGAGGUUGGUCUAUUGAUCUUAGAGUAGACAAUAGAAGACAUAAUACUGGUCCAAGUUCACGUUGGUUGAAGGAGGAAGGUACUAGUAGUAAUGCUACACAAUAA
Molecule: messenger RNA, 798 nt
Organism: Vicia villosa (hairy vetch)
Lineage: Eukaryota; Viridiplantae; Streptophyta; Magnoliopsida; Fabales; Fabaceae
Exons: 1
Coding region: 1-798 (265 amino acids)
Source: RefSeq, a predicted model, not a curated record